AUGGCACGAAUUGCCGAGAUUUUCCCAUGGCCCUACCAGUUUCUUUUCAUGAUUCUUGAGCCGAGCGUGAUUUUCGCGUCCCUUACAUUGAUUCCAACAUCGCCGUCUAACCACUUCCACUCCCUUGCCCCGAUCGAUAGUGCAGGACCUUUCUGGUCGCCCUCUCCUCUAUACAAACCAUGCGACGCCGAAUCGGCAUGGAACACCCCGCAACUCCGCGCCCUCUGGUAUGCAUUCAUCGCCGCCCUCAGCUUCAGUGGUGUUAUUGAGCCGAUGCUUCUGUACCUGGCUCGGUAUAAGCUGCGAGACACUCGUGACGCGGAGGACGUGAUAAAGACGGUUUUGUUUGCAUUUAUCGCGUUUGAUGUUUUCCAUGCAGGCGCUACGUUGGCUGUCACGGGUGCAGCGGCUGUUCUUCCUGGACCACAGGGGCAUAUCUAUGCCAUGGUCAACGUUUGGGUCCCCGUGGCGUGGUUGGUUCUACGAAUGUUGUGGCUAGUGGGUGUUGGGAGGAAGUCGGCUACCAAUGCAACAAAGAGGGAGUGA
Molecule: messenger RNA, 546 nt
Organism: Fusarium sp. VM40
Lineage: Eukaryota; Fungi; Ascomycota; Sordariomycetes; Hypocreales; Nectriaceae
Source: the annotation of a GenBank genome assembly